This is a messenger RNA of Linum trigynum, 558 nucleotides long. The record is from the annotation of a GenBank genome assembly. NCBI's taxonomy places the organism in Eukaryota, Viridiplantae, Streptophyta, Magnoliopsida, Malpighiales, Linaceae.
AUGCUCAAGGUUCUGAAGGAGGAGCUCGGCAUGGAGGGUAAUCGGGAACGAAAUGUUAAAGUUUUGGAGAUGGUUAAGUUGACUAAGUCGACUAAAGGUCGAGGUAGAGAGAGGAGGAGACCACCUGUUGCAGUUGCAGUGAAGCAGUUCCUACUUGUGGCUCUUGGUUUGUUGCUCGUUCCAACAAGCUCCCGGAUCUACACUUUUUUUUGCAGCUAUUGGUUUGAACCAAGGGUGGAUAACCUAUGCUUGGCUGUCCCUAAGGCGAAGCUAUAUGGUGUGGCUCCCGUGUUGCUGUCGAGAGAAGAAGUCCGAUCUCGCUUCUUUCCAGGACAUGGCAGGAGGGAGUGGGAAUCAGGAACAAGCAGCUCAGCUCUUCAUACAGCUUCUCCGUGGUUAUACACGACAGAAUGGUGGGAGGAAACAGACUUGGAGUCCCUUGAUACCGACGAGAUUAAGGUACUGCAGUGCUUGACUGAAAAAGUGAUGCAUAAGUGGGAUUCAUGGCGGGAAAGUGUCCGAAGGGUUGCCAUUAAGCGCCAGCAAGACAAGAAUUGA